Molecule: messenger RNA, 1941 nt
Organism: Culicoides brevitarsis
Lineage: Eukaryota; Metazoa; Arthropoda; Insecta; Diptera; Ceratopogonidae
Product: alkylated DNA repair protein alkB homolog 8
Exons: 3
Coding region: 71-1918 (615 amino acids)
Biological process (GO): tRNA methylation; tRNA wobble uridine modification
Cellular component (GO): nucleus; cytoplasm
Molecular function (GO): tRNA binding; tRNA (5-carboxymethyluridine(34)-5-O)-methyltransferase activity; S-adenosylmethionine-dependent methyltransferase activity
Source: RefSeq, a predicted model, not a curated record
AAAAACACAUGUUUUGAUCGAUUUCCUCACGAAUUUUCCCUUUUUCCAGUUAAAAUAAACUUUAAUCAACAUGAAACUCAGUAAAAGUUUGAAAAGUAAGAUCCAACGAAAAGUUCAACGAUGUCAAAUAUUGCUGAAAAAUGACAUGGAUAUCGAAUUUCCCGAAGAACCAACUCAACAUGUGGCUGUUUUGAAUGCCGGAUUACUCACAGGAUUGACGCUAGAGAGACUUUUAGAAGAAAUUCACAAGCAUCAAGUGACAGUUCAAGACAUUUCCAUGAUCCCGGGAAAGUCUUAUUGCUUCAUAACGUUCAAAAAUUGUGACGAUGCGAAAAUUAUUGUCGAAUCAAUGAAUGCCGUGGCUCCCCUUGGACAAAAUGAUGCCGUUUUGUACUUGGCAUACUGUGAUAAAGUUCAAAUUGUUGAAAAUUUGUGGACAAAACCACUUCCCGAUGGUAUUUUUUUGUUACCAGAUUUCAUCUCAGAAGACGAAGAACAGAUUUUACUUGAAAAAAUUGACGUUUCGGAUGCUAAAGCAGUUGAUGGUUCUCUAAAACAUCGUUUAGUCAAGCAUUUUGGGUUUGAAUUCAUCUACGGAAAGAACACCGUCGACCCAAAUUCACCUCUUGACAGAAAAAUUCCUUCAGAAUUUGAUUCUCUUGUGUUUAAAAGACUUCACAAGCAAAAACCUGAAUUUUCUUCCUUCUUACCGGAACAAAUGACAGUCAAUAAAUACGAACCGGGACAAGGAAUUCCGCCUCACGUUGAUACCCACAGUCCAUUUUGCGAUCCAAUUGUCUCGCUGUCGUUGCUGGGCGACACAGUGAUGGAAUUUCGUGACGAAACGAGGCACGCAUGUCUUUAUUUGCCUCGUAGAUCGUUGCUUGUGAUGUCUGGCGAGAGCAGAUAUGGAUGGACACACUCGAUAACGCCUCGUAUGACAGAUGUCGUUCCAAAAUCUGGCGGAUUGAGCAUGCAGAAACGAGAAACCCGGGUUUCUUGUACUUUUAGACAAUUGAGAAAUGGUCCUUGCACGUGUUCCUUUCCUAAGUUAUGCGACUCCCAAAAACCAGAUAUCACAAAAAUUGAUGUUUCCAACCCAACAUGCGAUGCCUCAACUGCUGCAACUUUAGAAAAUCAAAACGUUCAUCAAGUUUACAACGAAAUCGCAUCACAUUUCAGCGAGACACGCCACAGUCCAUGGCCAAAAGUACAAAAAUUCCUCGAAUCCUUCGACUCAAACAGCUUUUUGCUCGACAUUGGAUGCGGAAAUGGCAAAUAUUUGAACGUCAAUCCGAAAAUUUGCAUGAUCGGAUGUGAUCGCAGUGAUGGAUUACUCAAAGUUUGUCUCGAACGCUCGUUUAAUGUCUUCCAAUGCGAUUGUCUGGCAGUGCCAUUUAAGGAUUCCUCGAUCGAUGGAUGCAUCAGCAUUGCUGUUAUCCAUCAUUUAUUCACCGAUGAGCGACGAAAACAAGCAAUUGAGGAAAUGGCGAGAAUUUUAAGACCUGGAGGGCGUGCAUUAAUUUACGUUUGGGCGAAAAAUCAAGAAGCCGACAGCAGAAAAUCGAGUUAUUUGAGGCAAAAUAAGGAAAAUAACCGGAGAAUCCGAAAGAAAAGCGAAACAGAAGAAAAGAAAGAAACAAAAAUUCAAGUUGAAAAAUUAAAUGACGGCAUUGCGCUGCCAGUUCACACCAAUAGAACACAAUUCGCGCAUCAAGACGUCCUUGUCCCGUGGAAAUUAAAGGGAAAAACUCAAAUCCAGUCAGCGGAAGAGACAAAAACCUUCUUACGGUACUAUCAUGUCUUCAACGAAGGCGAGUUGGAAGCAAUUUGUCAGCAAAUCCCGUCGAUAAAAGUCAUUGAAAGUUACUACGACCAAGGAAACUGGUGUGUUAUCUUCGAAAAACUCGCGAAUUAGAAUAAAUUUUUUAUUCAAUUGAA